Orycteropus afer afer is the source of this 1926-nucleotide messenger RNA. RefSeq names its product complement C8 alpha chain (gene C8A). The record is from RefSeq and is a predicted model, not a curated record. Gene Ontology annotation, molecular function: protein binding. The coding region runs from base 1 to 1926 and encodes 641 amino acids. Gene Ontology annotation, cellular component: membrane attack complex. The transcript has 12 exons. Gene Ontology annotation, biological process: immune response. Lineage: Eukaryota; Metazoa; Chordata; Mammalia; Tubulidentata; Orycteropodidae.
AUGUACAAAGAAGGUGUUUGUGGCUUACCCAGCAGAUUGGACAGUUUUGAUAAUCCAAAUAAGGGAGAUAAUUGUACCAUUCAUCAUGGGAGAGUGGAAGAGGUGGCCAGGCUCUCAAAGGCUGUGGCCAUGCUGGAUGUAAUAGGCAACUUCCCUGCAUUGCACCUGGGUCAACCAGUCUUUGAUGUUGCUGCAGCAGCUGUGAAUCGAAUGGAAGUCUUUCCUCUGUUUAGGAGAGUAAGCCGGGCAGACCAAGUCCCCACCCCAACAGCAGUUAGCUGCCAGCUGAGCAGCUGGUCAGAGUGGACAGAAUGUUUUCCAUGCCAGGACCAUAAGUACCGAUACCGGAGCCUCCUGCAGCCAAGCAAGUUUGGAGGAGCCAUCUGCAGUGGUGAUGUCUGGGAUCAAGCCAGCUGUCACAGUCCCACACCUUGUCUAAGGCAAGCACAGUGCGGACAGGAUUUCCAGUGUAAGGAGACAGGUCGCUGCCUGAAACGUCACCUUUUGUGUAAUGGAGACAGGGACUGUCUUGAUGGCUCUGAUGAGGAUGACUGUGAAGAUGUUAGGGUCAUUGACAAUGACUGCAGCCAGUAUGAUCCGAUUCCAGGAUCAGAAAGGGCAGCCUUGGGGUAUAAUGUCCUGACCCAAGAAGAAGCUCAGAGUGUAUAUGAUGCCAGAUAUUACGGGGGCCAGUGUGAGACAGUAUACAAUGGGGAAUGGAGGGAGCUUCGAUAUGAUCCCACCUGUGAGCGUCUGUAUUAUGGAGAUGAUGAGAAGUACUUUCGGAAACCCUACAACUUUCUUAUGUACCAUUUUGAAGCCUUGGCUGACACAGAAAUGUCCUCUGAGCUCUAUGAUGAUGCACAUAGCCUUCUUUCUGCUGUAAAAAACGAAGCGUCUGUGUCAGCGGGAGUGACCGUUGGCGUAGGCUUUAGACGCGUUCCAAUAAGAGUGGAAGUGGGUGUAUCUGGAUCAAAGGACUCCUCCUUCUUGAACAAGUUAAACAACUAUAACGAGAAGAAAUACAAUUUCAUGAGAAUUUCCACUAAAGUGCGGACUGCUCAUUUCAAGAUGAGGAGGGACAACAUUGUACUGGAUGAAGGAAUGCUGGACUCAUUAAUGGAGCUGCCUGAGCAGUACAAUUACGGCAUGUAUGCCAAGUUCAUCAAUGACUAUGGCACCCAUUAUGUCACAUCUGGAUCAAUGGGAGGCAUUUAUGAAUAUAUUUUGGUGCUUGAUAAAGAACAUAUGGAAUCAUCAGGCGUUACCAGCAAUGAAGUCGAGAAGUGCUUUGGUGGCUCCGUGGGCAUUGAUUAUGCAUUUAAGAAUACCAUAGGAAUUGGAGGAACUUUCUCAGGAGGAAGUUGUACUAAAUCUGGAACUGGCAAAACUGAAAACGACAUGAAGAAUAUGGGUGUGGAAGACAUCAUUUCUCGGGUCCGAGAUGGCAGUACUGGCUGGGGUGGUGGAUUGACAGAAAAGAGGAGCAUCAUUACAUACCGUUUCUGGGGGAGGUCAUUAAAGUAUAAUCCUAUUGUUAUCGAUUUUGAGAUGCAGCCCAUCUAUGAGUUGCUGCGACACACGAACCUGGCUUCUCUAAAGGCCAAAUCUCGGAACCUGCAACAGGCCUUGGACCAAUACCUGCUGGAGUUCAAUGCCUGCCGCUGUGGGCCCUGCUUCAACAAUGGGGAACCCAUCCUUGAUGGCACUAGAUGCAGGUGUCAGUGCCCCCUGGGUCGCUGGGGCCCUGCCUGUGAGCAAAUGGGCCAAGAGGGAGCCGAGGCAGAUGGUCGAUGGAGCUGCUGGAGCUCCUGGUCUGCUUGCAGAGCAGGCACCCGGGAAAGAAGGAGGGAGUGCAACAACCCUGCACCAAAGAAUGGAGGUGCCACAUGCCCAGGGCGGAAAGUGCAGACCCAGGCUUGCUGA